GCAUGUACAGUCACCUUCAGGAUGGAUCCAAAGACGACCCUGUACGUAUUCUGCAUUGUCAUGCUCCUCGUGGGAUUAUGCAAUGCGAAAAAGGCCAAGCCUAACCGUAAGGACGACGAGGAUGACGAUGAUGAUGAUGAUGGCGAUGAUGUUUAUGACAACGGAGAAAAGUCUGUGAACGUGUACAAAAUGGAGCUCACGUGCCUCGUACAUCUCACGAGGGACCUCCAAACGUGGCCGCCGAAACCGUCGAAAGAGUUACCGCAGUGGUACGCGGAAGUCGAGGCUAUUGCUGACAGCUGCGAAAAGAAGGCUGGGUUAAAAGAUUCUUGCGAGCACAAAGAUAAGGUCAAGAACUACCUCGAGUGCAUGCGCAACGGCGCAAAGAAGGUGAAAAAUGACGUGGCCAAGAAGAGCUUCAAAACCUACAAUGGAUGCUUAAAAAAGUUCCUCACGUACCAAGACGAGAAGGAAGGCAGGUAUGGAUCAAAGAGCCUACUACGAAGCUUGAGACAGAACUUCCAUUCUCUGAGGAGCAAGUACAGGUUUUACGACUACUGAGCCAAUUGCAAGACCACACGGUCGUUGGCAGAACGCAAUAGAUUGGAAAAGAAGAUGUUCUACUGACCCCGGUGACGAGUAUAAUCUAGGUUAGUCGGGAAAGAAAAUCUCAUAAAAAGAUGGGUUAAAAAAUGAUGUGUAACAAGAACGUGAUAUUCCUUUGAACACAAUAAAGAAGCAUCAUUAUGAAAGCUU
This is a messenger RNA of Ornithodoros turicata, 756 nucleotides long. RefSeq lists its product as uncharacterized. The transcript has 7 exons. The record is from RefSeq and is a predicted model, not a curated record. Lineage: Eukaryota; Metazoa; Arthropoda; Arachnida; Ixodida; Argasidae. The coding region runs from base 22 to 561 and encodes 179 amino acids.